This is a messenger RNA of Tripterygium wilfordii, 2797 nucleotides long. RefSeq names its product mitogen-activated protein kinase 10. Bases 512 to 2113 code for a protein of 533 amino acids. The transcript has 10 exons. The record is from RefSeq and is a predicted model, not a curated record. Gene Ontology annotation, cellular component: cytoplasm; nucleus. Gene Ontology annotation, biological process: intracellular signal transduction; protein phosphorylation. Gene Ontology annotation, molecular function: MAP kinase activity; ATP binding. Lineage: Eukaryota; Viridiplantae; Streptophyta; Magnoliopsida; Celastrales; Celastraceae.
CUCCCUUCUCUGUCUCUCCCCCCCCCCUCUCUCUCUCUCUCUCUCUCUCUCUCAUUUUCCUAUCUGUCUGUUGGUGUUCAGAUCUUGCAGCUUCUACACUCCACAGCCUCAGCCACACCUCUGUCUAGGUUGCUUCAAGAUCCAACCACCGCACACAACAACACCCUCCCCAUAUUACUCUCUCAAAGUUUCGUCUUUUUUUCCCCUUUCCAUUGAACCAAUCGAUGCCCCGGCUCUGGUUGGUUUAUGAUACCUGUUUGCGUUGUUGUUGAGCUGAGCGAGGGAGAUUGCAAGGAAGGAGGGUGCAUGAGUAGGGAUUUCAUCUGGAGCUUACGUUCAAGGUGGGAUUGCGCCUUUGUCAUCCGGAGCAGGGGUAGAUGGGGCAAAUGUGGCUAAUCAUCCCAUCCUCAUUUUGUCUCCUCAAAUACUAACUUGUCUUCUUCACCUAAUCAAAUCGGCUCUUCUCCCUGUUGUUUACUGAGUUUGUUGUGUUUGGGGAUUAUUGAAGACUAUGCACCAGGAUCAUCAGAAGAAGAGCUCGACAGAGAUGGACUUCUUCUCUGAAUAUGGUGAUGCUAAUCGGUAUAAAAUCCAGGAAGUUAUUGGGAAAGGCAGCUAUGGCGUUGUUUGUUCAGCCAUUGAUACUCGCACUGGGGAAAAAGUGGCAAUUAAAAAGAUACAUGAUAUUUUUGAACACAUAUCUGAUGCUGCCCGUAUCCUUCGUGAGAUAAAGCUGCUUAGACUUCUACGACAUCCAGAUAUUGUUGAAAUAAAACAUAUUAUGCUACCACCUUCGAGAAGGGACUUUAAAGAUAUUUAUGUCGUCUUUGAGCUCAUGGAGUCUGAUCUUCAUCAAGUCAUCAAAGCCAAUGAUGACUUAACUCGAGAGCACUACCAAUUUUUUCUUUACCAACUGCUUCGGGCGUUAAAAUAUAUUCACACAGCGAAUGUCUAUCAUCGUGAUUUGAAACCUAAGAAUAUAUUGGCAAAUGCGAACUGCAAACUUAAGAUCUGCGAUUUCGGGCUGGCGAGAGUUGCUUUCAGUGAUACGCCAACCACAAUCUUUUGGACGGACUAUGUUGCUACAAGAUGGUAUAGAGCUCCUGAACUCUGUGGAUCAUUUUUCUCAAAGUAUACACCUGCAAUUGACAUAUGGAGUAUUGGCUGCAUCUUUGCUGAAGCACUAACAGGGAAACCUCUAUUUCCUGGAAAGAAUGUUGUUCACCAGCUGGAUUUAAUGACGGAUCUACUUGGGACACCUUCAUUAGAUACAAUCUCCCGGGUUCGAAAUGAGAAGGCAAGACGAUACUUAACAACCAUGAGGAAGAAACAGCUGGUGCCCUUUGCACACAAAUUUCCAAAUGCUGAUCCGUUAGCCCUGCGACUCUUGGAAAGGUUGCUUGCGUUUGAUCCGAAAGACCGACCUACUGCUCAGGAGGCAUUGGCAGAUCCUUACUUCAAGGGAUUGUCGAAAGUUGAGAGGGAACCUUCCUGUCAGCCAAUUACAAAAAUGGAGUUUGAGUUUGAGAGACGAAGGGUUACUAAGGAGGACAUAAGAGAGCUAAUUUUUCGUGAGAUCCUUGAAUACCAUCCCCAGCUGCUCAAAGACUAUAUGAAUGGAACUGAGAGGACUAAUUUCCUUUACCCUAGUGCUGUUGAUCAAUUUAGAAAGCAAUUUGCGCAUCUUGAGGAAAAUGGUGGUAAAAGUGGUCCAGUUAUUCCGCUAGAAAGGAAGCAUGUUUCUCUUCCUAGGUCUACGAUAGUACAUUCCAAUACAGUCCCUCCAAAAGAGCAAGCAAAUGUCACUUCUUUCAAAGAUCGGCAAGUUGCUGAAGAUCUGUACCACAGAAAUUCUAGAGAUGCAGUGGGAAUUUCCGUAAAUCCGUCUAGAGCUUUGCAUGUGGCCCAAAGAAUUCCACUUGCCAAACCUGGAAAAGUUGUGGGACCAGUUGCUCCAUAUGAGAAUGGAAGCAUUAUGAAGGAUAGUUAUGAUCCAAGAGCAUUUGGUAGAAGCACAGUCCACCCUCCUAAUGCUGUUCCUCCCACUUAUUGGCAUCACAAGUCUAGCUAUGUCAAGCAGGAGAAGUCCGUAACAGAAGCUGAGAGGAACUAGUCCUCUCAAGCAAAAUAAGUCAAUGUGGUGUGGCAAACAAAUUUGCUCCUGAUGUAGCCGUCAACAUAGACUCGAACCCUUUUUUCAUGACACGUGCUGGGAUUAACAAGGCAGAACAUGUGAAUGAUCGUGUAACAGUCUAUGCAAAAUUGUUGCAGGCGGCUAAGUAACUGUAUAGUGGUCUAGGUGUUGCGGCCAGUGCUGCAGCAACUGCAGCUGCUCAUCGAAAAAUUGGGAGCGUGCAGUGUUGCGUGACAAUUGACAAGGAUGUAUCAAGGAAAAAAGGGUUUUAUGGUUGUUGGCUGAGUCAAGUAACCUAUGUGGAGAUAAGGGGGCUCUUUCUAGAAAAUCAAUUGCCCCUUUCCUUGGUGUGUACUGCAGAAGAAGAGGGGUAAAGGAGGAAGGAAAAGAAGGUUUAAACUCUCAAGAUUCGAGAGCCGCCAGCAAAGCUCAGGUUAUGUAAACAAUUGCGGCCAUCAAAUUAUACUUUCAUUUUUAACACAAAGGAUUUUUUUUACUUUCAUCCCCAGAAUAGUAUGUGAUUGGAUAAUUGGAGAUGAUGUCUGGAGAAUGUUUAUAUUUGAUAGGCUAUCUUGUGAGAUAAAUAAAAUAACCUGCAAUACGUAGUAUGUGUGUUAUACGAGAAAUCCUAUACAUAAGUGGAUGAAUAUUGUUGUCUUGGAA